AUGGAACAAAUAUUGGAUUUUAGCACACCUUUAAAUUUACAGACACUGGACCAAAUUUUAGAACAACAACAAGCAACUUGGACAAAGGUUAACGAACUUUUAAAAUCAAGUAGCAAUAGAAUCAAAUUUUUUGGUUUAACAAUUUUAGAAAAUAGUGUAAUUAAAAAGAAAUUAUUAAAUCAAUUAAAUCAAGAACAAAAAUCAUCAAUUGUAACUGAACUUUUACAAAUUACUCUUAGUUUUUCCUCUAGUGAUAGCAAUGCAUCCAUUGUCAAAAAGAAAGCUGCUUCAUUAAUUUCACAAAUCAUUGUUAAAGAAUGGUUAAAUUCAAACAACUCUAAUGAAUCUUUUCAAUUUAUCCAAAACUACAUUUCACAACUCAUAAAAUGUGUCUCGGAACCUGCCUCUUAUCAGCUAGAUCAAUUGUAUGGCGUAAUGAUGGUUUUUAGCAACUUGGGUGUUUACGUUAAACAAGAAGACGACUAUAAAUCAACUUUGAAAAAUAUUCAAGAUGUAUUCGAUAUGAUUUUUAUCAAAGCAUUUGAACUAUUUGACUUUUUAGAAAAGAGCAAAUCAAAUAUAACCUCUCAACAAAAGCCAAUAUAUGAUGAACUGGUUAAAGAAAUUCUCAAGACCGUAUCAUCACUAUUCGAUUUGGUUACCAUUGACCAUUGCCUCAGAUUAGAUUUAAUUUUAUUUUUAAUAAAUAAAAUGAAUGAUCAACAAAACCAAACCAAUUCCUAUGUAUUAACUUUAAGUGAACAUAUUAACGUGUUAGUUUCAAAAGUUAUGGCUGAAGCAGCUCAAAGCGGUCAAACUAGUCCAAAACUUAAUCAAGUAGUCUCCAGUAUUUUCAAAACAAUGGUUGUUGCCUGUUCGAAAUCCAUUCCAGAAAAGAUUAAAUCAUCAACUAUGCUUCUCGAGAAUAUUGCCACUCUCUUUACCACAUAUCUUAAAAACUUUUUAUUGGUCCUCGAAACGCUCGAUACCGAAACUACCCUGUAUUGUGAAAAGUAUUUAAUUAAUAUUAUGCCACUAUUGCCAAUAGAUCGUUUAACUUUGGUAUUAGAAUACUUUAACCAACUCUACAAAGGAUUUUUAACAACUGGUGACAAUCAAAAGGUUAGACUUCAACUACAUGCUUCAUCUAUACCCUUAUUCUUUACUAGUAUUUUAGCAAUCUUGGAAAAUCACGAUGAAGAGGAAGAUAAUGAAAUAAAAGGUAUUUUAUUUACAAAAAUUCAAGAUUGUACCGAAACAACAACAACAACAGCAAUCGUAGAUAAAAAUGACGAAGAAGAAGAAUGGAAAAAAGUUGAAACUUUACUCUCAGAAACUUUAGAAUCCAUCGGCUUAAUUUGCUUUAAUGAUGCCUUUGACUUUUUUACUAAAAAACUAUUUGAUUUAUUAUCAAGUAGUGGUGAUGAAAAGCAUAAAAUGAACUCAACAUUUUGGUGUUUAGGCUAUCUUUGUAAAUUUAGUACCCAAUUCGAUGUUAUCAAUACCUUUAUUGGCAAAAUUAUUGACGAUAAAACUCUCUCAUCGCUUGCACAAAACAAACGUUUCACUAUGAUAAGCGGCCUCCUAUUCUUUAUUAGUCGUUCAACCAAGUACUUGGAAUUUCAACAAAACUCUCAAUAUAUUAAAUCUAUACUUCAAAUUAUUAUCACCCAAUUACUACCAUCAAAAUCACAAUCACUUGUCCAAAUUUCAAUUAUUACUUUAGAUAUAAUAAUUAGUACUAGAAAGCAAUACAUUUCAUUAGAUUCCCCAGAGCUUCAUAUAUUUUUAAACCAAUUUAUACAACAACAAGGUGCAACUAGUAUCAAUACAUCACAAAUUGAAAUGAUUUAUAAAUGUAUUGGUUCAUUUAUUUUUAAUUUCUACACAUUUAAUCAAAGCCAAUUCAAUAAUAACUCUUUAACACAAAUUCUUAAUCCAUUAAUCGAGCAAUUAAAAUCAAACAACAACUAUCAAGACAACUUUAAACUAUGGAGCAAUACAAUUAAUAAUAAUUUGAACUUUAAUAUCUCCUUAGCAAAAUCUAUGAAGAAUCUCUUUAAUGUUCAAAUGUCACAACUCUAUCCAAUUUUAAUUGAUCUCUUUAAGUGGUCAAAUCAAGAGCACCAACCAAUCGAAAAAUUCUCUGGCUCACAAAUUUCAUUUAAAAAAAAUAUUAUUGAACUAUUAACAGCCUACAUUGAUAACCAAUCCACCAGUAGCAAUACACCAAUUGAUCCAUCGCUCCAAAAUACCUUGCUUUUAUUCUUGGAAGCACUUUGUCAAGACCCAACUCGUACAUCCCAAAUAUACGUCACCGAGGUAUUACCAAAGACCAUUUCAUUUAUCUCUUCUGUAAUCUCAACAUUCAAAUCAAAUCUAUCAACACAAAUUUCGAAAGGUCUCUUUGAUACCUUUUAUAAAUUCUCUUUAGAGCAAGCUUUUAAUCAAUCAAAUCAAAGCAGAGGUUUACUUUUAUUAUCAAAAAUUUGGAAUUUAGUUAAUUCAAUACAAAUUAAUAACCCAUCAUUAUUAACAUCGGAUAUAAACUCUGGCUACUUUGAACUAAUCAACAAAUGCUUAGAUAAUAUCAGCCCAUCAAUCAAUGGCAGUGCACUAGACUCACUUGUUAAUUACUUUACAAAUAUUAGAUCAACACCACAACUUUUCGAUUUUAAUAUUUUAUUACAUGAAUAUAUCAAAAUUUUAAAUUUAUUUUAUAACUCUGAAUAUCAAACCUCAUUAGAUAAAAUUACAAAACUACUCUUUAUAAUGAUACAAUUAACCGUCAAUAAUAACAAUUCAAAACUUCAACUAAUGACACUAUUAGAACAAAAAUAUAAAUCUAUAAGUAAUAAUAAUAACAUUGCCCCAAAGAUUCAACAACUAUUUAAUAUUAAUAAUUUAGAGUUAUUCGAAAAUAAUAUUAAACUAAUUUAUAAAUAAAAUAAAAGAUAAAAUAAUUUUU
This is a messenger RNA of Dictyostelium purpureum, 2968 nucleotides long. RefSeq lists its product as uncharacterized. NCBI's taxonomy places the organism in Eukaryota, Evosea, Eumycetozoa, Dictyosteliales, Dictyosteliaceae. Bases 1 to 2946 code for a protein of 981 amino acids. The transcript has 5 exons. The record is from RefSeq and is a predicted model, not a curated record.